Messenger RNA from Laetiporus sulphureus 93-53, 936 nucleotides. RefSeq lists its product as uncharacterized. NCBI's taxonomy places the organism in Eukaryota, Fungi, Basidiomycota, Agaricomycetes, Polyporales, Laetiporaceae. The transcript has a single exon. The record is from RefSeq and is a predicted model, not a curated record. The coding region runs from base 111 to 767 and encodes 218 amino acids.
ACGGCUCGUGCCGGGGCUCUCAUAUUACAUAGUAUGCAUUACAUAUACCUUGUACAACAACGGAUAUCUAUACCUCUGGUAGUGGCCUAGUUGUCAGGCUCCUGGCGCUCAUGCGAUAUGCGAGACAAGGAUACAGGAGAGCAGCACAUUAUACGUGCUGGAACAAGAAGCAUACGGUUUUGUGGGGCUUCGCUUGCUUAGCCGGUUCGCGAUACGUGUACCCGCUCUCGGGAGGAGGAGCUGCUAGGCGACAAGACAGUUGUCUGGCCACUAUCCUCUUUCGACGUACCGGUCCUCCCCGACAAUUGCACCUAGGUCGAGCCAGCAUCUUCCAGACGGUCAAGGGCAGGCCAGCCCUUAUUCUCUCCCAGCCCAGAUACUGCAAAUGUAACUCCGGUGAGAACGUUCGCCGAAUCUUUUCCCCAAUGUAUCCAGGCCAGUCGGCAGACGUUAUCCGUGAUUCUAUACGAACCACCCCACACAUGAAACUGCAUCAUCGCUGGGAUCUCGAUAAUGAAAAUGAUCGGAGAAAAUGCCAUGCGGCACACGAGGCAGAUACUCGCCGGGACCGCGGUAAUGGCGGGCUUGACGUCGUGCAACAAUCAAUUCGUCAUUGCAGGAUCGGAAGAAGACCGGAGGACCAGAGACGAGCGAUGAUCGGGUGCUCGGGAAAUUGGUCCACGCGCAAGUCAUUCCCAGAGCUUGGCGAGUGCCGGCCACAGCUUCCUCGACUUCGCAGGGUCGUUGCAUACUUACGUAGCUUGUGAUAGCAGACUGGCGGGACCGGUGAAAAUUUGAAUAGCAAGAUUCUCAUAUGCGAGCGACCGAUAGCUAGGCAUGGAGCGGAGCGACUCGGAUGUCCCGUACGUAUGCGAAAGUCGGAUUGCUUGAUGGGAGUAACGGACGCUGUUUCUCAGUAAUCACAGGUAGCCAGGC